CUUCACAGUAAGCUGCCACUACUACUACACGACUACACAGUCAUGUCGGAGCGAAGGAGGAUCUCUGGAUUUGACAGCGCUCAGUCUUACUACUACUGAGCCUGUAUGCACGAGGGAGAGGGCUGCUUUUUCUGGUUGUGUGGAUAUCGCCUCCAUGGACGGGCAACGGGGCUUUUACGAGAUGGAGAAACCGACAGAGAACCCCAGCAAGGCGGCGGAGUAUCUGAAGGAGUUGAAUAAAAUCAUCGAGACCCAGCAGGGGCUACUGGAGAAGCAGAGGGUCCGGAUUGAAGAGCUGGAGCUUCAGGUGACCGAUCUUUGCAAGGAAAACGUCUGUCUUAAAGAUCAGCACCAGCGGCACCUGGACACCUGCAGACUCCAGCAGAGGAACCAUUGCACCCUGGUACCCAUCAAGGAGAAUGUCAUGCAAGAAAAGCGACAUGCCUCAUUUCCUGUAGAAGUCUCAGAGAUCCCUCUAAGCCUUAUUGCCCCUCCAUGUAGAAGAAGUUACCCCUGUCGGAAAUGGAAAUCUGCAUCUUUUGGGUAA
Messenger RNA from Epinephelus moara (kelp grouper), 547 nucleotides. RefSeq lists its product as uncharacterized. The transcript is spliced from 2 exons. Bases 155 to 547 code for a protein of 130 amino acids. The record is from RefSeq and is a predicted model, not a curated record. Lineage: Eukaryota; Metazoa; Chordata; Actinopteri; Perciformes; Serranidae.